This is a messenger RNA of Myiozetetes cayanensis, 371 nucleotides long. It is a transcript of the gene SPINK2, whose product is annotated as serine peptidase inhibitor Kazal type 2. The coding region runs from base 12 to 284 and encodes 90 amino acids. The record is from RefSeq and is a predicted model, not a curated record. The transcript has 4 exons. Gene Ontology annotation, molecular function: protein binding; serine-type endopeptidase inhibitor activity. Lineage: Eukaryota; Metazoa; Chordata; Aves; Passeriformes; Tyrannidae.
CAGUUCGCGACAUGGCGCGGCCGCUGACGGUGCUGGUGCUGCUGCCCGUGCUCCUCGCCGGGCUCCUCUCGUGUCCCGGUGCCGCCGCCAGCUACCCGCCGGACUGCUCCAAGUAUCAUUUGUCUGGUUGUCCAAGGGACUUCCAUCCAGUUUGUGGCACUGAUGGAGAAACCUACGGAAACGAGUGUGUGCUCUGCCUUUCAAACAGGGAAGAAAACAAGAAUGUUGAAAUUUUCCAAGUGGGAUCUUGCGACAUGGCAGAUGGCAAAUUUUCAAGAAAAUGAGAGGGAUACAGAUGGUCCAAAUGGAAACAGUUCUUUAAAUGUACCUUCUAUGUAGCCUGUCUUAAUAAACAAGCUUGCAUGUUUAAA